CGAUUUUGAUGUUCCCCUGAUACUUUUUCAAAAAUUUCGCCUAUACCUUAGUCAAUCCUCUCUGCGCGUACCCACAGAGGGUGAACAUAAAAGUUCUCUUUUUUCCAGUCCAUGUUUUUUUUUAGUAAAGCAUAUAGUUGUGUAUCUAACAGGUUUCAACAUGUAUUAGCCGGUUCUCUAUCGAUUUACGAUUAGUCGUGUGGAACAUAUCGGGUAUUAGUCACGGUGUUUAAUUAUCGACGACAAAUCAAACUUCUGUGGAAUAUAUUGAGUGAGCUAGAGCCUGAACGUUAUCCAAAAUGCCCCCCAAGGCAGAUCAGUCUUCGUUAUAAUUGGUGAUAGGAACGCACCGUGUUCGUGAUCAAUGUUGUCAGUGAAAAUGGAUCUGAUGACAAGUAUCUGAUGAAUGCUAAGGAAAUGACGAAGAAUAUGAUAGAGAAAAAGAUUUUCACUAAACCGAGACACGAAGCAGGAAUCAUUCUUAUGGGUGUCAAGGAUGAUGAUAGUGAUUUUCGAAUCUGCAAUCAUCAGGAGAUUCAGUCGGUAUCUUGGGAUAUGGUGAAGGCGGUUUCAGAGAUCGAAGGUAGUGAGGGUGUUUUUACGAAAUGGUUGUCGGGAUUGAAGAGUGCUUUGAAAAUCAUCAACACGGCAUACGGGCGAUUGAUAAAAUGCAAGAUUGUGCUCAUCUCGAAUUUCCCUGCAGAUCCAUCUCAGAACUUUAACAAUUUCGACAAACUUGUUGAGCACUUUGUAGAUUCUGAGAUGACGUUUGUGUGCUGUGGCCCGAAGAAUUUGCAAGAUAAACCUCCUGAAAAUCUCAAUAAAAAUGAACAGAAGAUUUUGGAGUUUUGUAGAGCAGUGAAUGGAUUUUACUGUCCGUUCGACUACAUCCUUCCUGAAUCGAGGUUCUACGAAACCGGUUGUACGAGGUUUUGUCCAUGGAUGUGUAAUUUGGAAGUACAUAGCAUAAAGAUUCCAAUCAGGGUAGCUGUCAGGGCCUCUAGAACCAACACGAAGGCAAUGUGGUCUCUGGUGUCAGUAGAGACUGCAGACGGAGAGAAAAGAGCAGCUCCGGUUCCAAUAACUCAAACAAAAGAACUGGUGGACCGAUACAAAACCGUGCAUGAGAAGCAAGACACAGUCAAGGGUUACAUGUGUGGAAAUAAAUUCAUUCCUGUUACACAAGAGGAUGAGGCAGGCAUGGAACUUGGUCAUGAGGCUAAAUCCUUCAAGCUGUAUGGAGUUGCCAAGGCUGAAACCGUCUCAAUCAUCCACAGAACUGGCCCCUCAACUUGGCUCGUUAUGCCUGAAAACGGAUUUGAAGAGCCUUUCUUCUAUUUCCUUCAGGCUAUGAAAAAUUCAAAUCUCGUCGGUUUCGCGAGGAGAAAUUAUCGCGAUGGGGGUAAAUCUCCAAUGAUGAAUUUGUUGAUUCCAUGCACAGACGAUCCUGAACUUCCCUGGUGCUUCCUAAUGUACCAGCUGAUAUUUGCGGAAGAAGAGCACAAAGUCGAUCCAGUAUCAUUGAACUCUGUAAUAGAGGGAUUAUCUAAAGAGGAGAAAGACACAGUUGACGAACUCAUCGAUUUGAUGUUCGUCGAAGGUGAAGAAGAAGGCACGUCGAAAAAUAUUGUUCCAGCACCUGAACGUCAACACCUCUGGAACGUAAAGGCAUUUCGAGCUCUACAUCCAGACGAGCCCCUUCCUCCUCCCAAAGACUAUUUAAUGGCUCUUCUGGAGCCUCCUGAUUCCAUCAACGCACAGGAAGUGAGAUAUUGCGUUGAGAGGAUCAAGAAGUCAUUCGAGCUGCAGCCUGAAGAAGUUAUGGAAGUGGCAGUAGCAGAGGGAAAUAAAAUUCCAGACACUCCUCCUAAUGACGUGGUUGAUAAAGAAGAGGAAAAUGUGGAUGAACGGGAUAUGCAGAAUCUCGAUGGAAUGUUUGCUGAGUGAUGAGUGUUAAUACCGCAUUUCGCAGAAAAGCUUGUGUACCUUACGUCAACUAUUUUAUAAUCGUACAGAAAAUAUUUUUCUAAAAAUGUAAGAUGUUGUAUUACUUAAUUCGAAUGUUCAAAUACAGAAAAAAAUUAUUUUUCAUAAAUAAUAA
Fopius arisanus is the source of this 2101-nucleotide messenger RNA. RefSeq names its product X-ray repair cross-complementing protein 5. The transcript is spliced from 12 exons. The record is from RefSeq and is a predicted model, not a curated record. Bases 403 to 1947 code for a protein of 514 amino acids. Gene Ontology annotation, cellular component: Ku70:Ku80 complex. Lineage: Eukaryota; Metazoa; Arthropoda; Insecta; Hymenoptera; Braconidae. Gene Ontology annotation, molecular function: double-stranded DNA binding; telomeric repeat DNA binding. Gene Ontology annotation, biological process: telomere maintenance; double-strand break repair via nonhomologous end joining.